CACACCUUUAAAAUGUCUAGAGGAGAAAGGCAAAAAGAAAAAGAUUAUGAAGAACUUUUUGGCGAUGGUUCGGCAGAGCUUUCCGAUGUCGCGGAUUAUUUAUCUGACUUUGAAUCGGAUCAGGAAAGACCGGCUCCCAAUCAAAAAGCGAAAAAAAAGUCUCAACCAUAUAGGGAAACAGGGAGCGUAUCACCAGCGCCUUCGCCUUAUAGACCCGAUGAACGUUCAACUCCAGAAGGUGAUCGAGAUGAAGAUGAAGUGUAUGUACCUCAACCUGGUUCUCGUGAAUUGAUGCCUUUAAUGGAGUCGAAAAUGAUGGUUGAGAAAUUAUUUGAUGAAUUAAUGCCAAAGAAGAAAGGUAGAACAAAAUCAAAAGGAAUUGACCUUGAAAAAGAGCAUGAUGCUACAGCUGAAAGAUUGUACAGAAGAAUGAUGAAGCUUGCGGAUGAUGAUGUAACCAAUUGCCAAAGUAAAAAACCUGCAAGUAGAAAGCUAGAUAAUCUGGAGAGUAUAGUACGAGAAUUAUCCAAGACUUAUAUGGUGGAUGCAUUAUUGGACAAUAACAUCUUGGAUGCUAUUAGAUAUUGGUUAGAACCUCUUCCUGAUAGAUCAUUACCGAGUAUAACUCUUCAAGAACAAUUAUUGUGUGUAUUGGAUAAA
Molecule: messenger RNA, 660 nt
Organism: Racocetra persica
Lineage: Eukaryota; Fungi; Glomeromycota; Glomeromycetes; Diversisporales; Gigasporaceae
Source: the annotation of a GenBank genome assembly